Messenger RNA from Didymella exigua CBS 183.55, 201 nucleotides. RefSeq lists its product as uncharacterized. Gene Ontology annotation, molecular function: nucleic acid binding; zinc ion binding. The record is from RefSeq and is a predicted model, not a curated record. The annotation marks the transcript as partial. The transcript has a single exon. NCBI's taxonomy places the organism in Eukaryota, Fungi, Ascomycota, Dothideomycetes, Pleosporales, Didymellaceae.
AGGGAGGGGACUCUUACUGUUAGUGAAGGAGUGCGCUUAACUACCCUAAAGGAGUUUGAAGCCCGUGAUGAUGGGAAGAAGGCAAGCAAGAAGAGGCGCGUUGAACCAGGCACUCAGUCUUUACGACGCUGUAGCAGGUGUAGUAAGGCAGGGCACAACGCGCGAACGUGCAUAAAAGAUGCGCAAGAUACUGUAGAUUAG